Molecule: messenger RNA, 864 nt
Organism: Symbiodinium necroappetens
Lineage: Eukaryota; Dinophyceae; Suessiales; Symbiodiniaceae
Source: the annotation of a GenBank genome assembly
AUGCCCCGCAUUCUACUAGUGGUUGUUCAGCUCGCUUUCGCCAUGAAGAAAGAUCACGUCACCACCGACGAGGAAAAGGGAUCAUCCCCAGCACCGCUGCUGGCUGCUGCCCUUCAUUCUAUUCAACUGUCUGAGGUGGCACCCGUCAGAGAGCUGUCGUUUAUGCAGGUCUCGUUGGAAGUGCAGAGUCGCUCUCCCAGGAGCCACGGAGCCCCCGCCGUGGACUUCAGCAAAACCCUGACAGACGCAACUGAUGCUGCGCUGGAAGCUGCACAGGAUGCAGGCAAGUCGGCGGUGCAUCUCUCGGAGGUCGCCUCAGAAGCAGCCCACGCAGCGGCACAGAUUGCCGUCACAUUGCAGUCUCGCGAUGCCGAGGCCUGGCCGAGCAAUGCAACGGCUGUCCAGGCUACGCCCACCCUCGGAGAGUCUUUGGCGACAAAGCUAUCAGAAGAAUAUGCCGCCUCUGCUUCCGCGAUCCAUCAGCCCAGGGCGAAAAAUAACAGCAACACAGCGCCAGCGGUGGCAUCCGAUGCUUCCCAUCGUCCAGUCGUGCGAAGCGGAGAAGCCAUCAAUCGCACGAGCCAGAUGAGAGACCUCGGAGCUUUUCUCCGAUGCCUCGAGGAAGCCAUGUGCACCAAGUACGUGCUGCUGCGAGUGGGCUUCCUGCUUUUGGGUUGUGUGAUCUUGCAUGUGAUGAGAUGUGGCCUUCCUGUCAUGGGCGUUCAGGGCACCUCUGUGUGCAAGCAGGCCUUGAAGUCCCAAGUGAAGAGGUUCAACAUGGCACACGAGAGGUACGAUCCAACACUUUCGGCGGGUCAUCCUGAUUUGUACGAGUUACAAAGAAGCCUGUUGCCAGUGCUUUGA